AGGCACUUUACGACAAGGUGUAUUCAGUAUAGACUACUAAAUCUACAUACAUAAACACUACCUUUGAACAAAUCCGCUGUGCGAGAUAAACGCAAUUAAUCAAUCAACAUGUUAUCGGUGAAUCCUUUGAUCGAUGUUUGUUUUUGUAACUCAGCUGAUAAUUCCUCUUGCUGCAGUUCCAUGCGCAUAUUACAAACCAUGUAAUACAUUUGCCACAUCAGACCUCAAUUUAUAACUUUGGGCAUUUACUCAAAAGCUGAGAAAUGCUAAAUAGGAACCUUUAUCGGAUAAUCUGCCUGGUGUUACCACUAAUUAUACCUGUUAUAAAUUCAUUAACUGACCAUCAAGUGAAUGGUGACAAAUAAACAGGUGUAGGUUUAUACCACCAAACAUGGAUUACAUCAAGGGAGCUGUAUUACAUACAAUUUUAAUUGCCUAAAAAGUUAGGGGACAACGCUAUUUUCAGGAUACGAAUGGAGUUUUCAGAUUUUUCUAGCAAUGGCAAAGUGGGAUUGAUUUAGGUUACAGAUUCAAAUGUGUGUUGUUUAUAUCAUAGACCAAUAUACAUCACAUUGUUACAUUACAUGAAUACAUAUCGAGGUAAAAAGACAUAAAUAAGAUCGAAUUGGAUCAGUCAUGCCAUCCACGGAUCGGAAAAUCUGGGAUAUUUUAUUACAAUCAGACAAACACUACCGUAAUAUUUCAAAACGGCAUCUAAUGGGCAUCCACCGUUCUUAUUGUCCCAUUGUUGAGGUUGAAAAAAAAUCUUCCAAAAUGGACAGCUGGCCAGUUCCCAUGACCAUCACUGUCGAGGGAGCACGGACCCGCUACCUGGCGUAAUUAGAUUGUUUGCGCGAAACAUUAAUCGCUCUGGAUCAGUGCCCCUUUAAGUCGUUAGCUGUUGCAGCCAUACCCAACUACCCUGUAAAUAAAACGAGACCUCGUUUUCAACUGUGCAGCAGCGUAAUAAUACGAGGACUCUUUUACAUUUGUCAGUGUGUUUGCAGCAAGUAAACAUGCCCAGCGAUAUGAGUGCCGCACUACCGAUCAACGAUGCAUGCAAGAUAUGUUAAAAUGUGAUCCGUCUUCGUGAUUCUUUGGAAAUGCUGUUCGCUGAGAGGAAAGGCAUUUGGAUGAUAGGAAACCAGACCGAAUCAUAGCAAGUGGACAUCAUUAUCACCAUCCUCACCACGGGUCAAACUAGAAGUUUGUUUAUAAAGGGAAAGAUCACCUUUGGAGCCAUAGCCUUUUUGGGGUGGACCAUUACCUCGUUCCUGUGCCAUCAGUUUGCUAGGCUCUUCUUGAAAACAUCAAACACUGUCCUGGAUUGUGGGAUCCUGUGGGCGAUCAUCAUUACGCUAUGUCAGGUUACAAUGUGCUGCCUACUUACUGAACUAUAUCUCUGUGGAUCACACUCUUCAAAGGCACAGAAAACCUUAUGGGUGAAGGUCAUCUGUCACGGUCUUGCUACUCUGGCAACAAACUACAGUAUGACGUUAGUGCAUGCGUCAUCUACCUUCGCCAUAAAGCUCCUGGAACCAGUAACAAGCGCAAUAAUUCAGUGCCUUGUCUUAGGCAAGACCCUUCCAGCGUCUUCAUAUUUCAGCCUUCCAGUCAUCAUAAGCGGCGCUGUGGGUUUCUGUGGAACGUCUCUGAACACCACAAUGUCUUUUGCUGGCAUUGCAAUGGCCCUCUUAUCUAAUUUAAUCCUUGGAUUCAGAAACGUGGCCAUCAAACUGGAACAAGGGGAUCCUUCAUCUAAAACAGUUCAGCUGAGACGAAAGGGUGUAGUCCUCAUCAUUACAGGUGUUUGUCUGUUCCUGGCUGUUGUCUUUGAACUCAUUAGUUCUCGAAACCUAGUUUCAACAUCUAUCUCCUUCCUGGUUAGAACAGCAUUGUUGUCUAGUUUCCUUCAUGUCGUCUACUCCUACAUUUCCACCAACGUCGUGCUGCUCUACAUGUCAGUGGUCAGUCACUCUGUCGCCAACAUAUUCAAAAGGGUCCUCGUUGUGUUGUUGCUUUACUCAGUUGGGAAGAGGGAAGCUAUGGGGACUAAUUUCUUUUGGCUUGCCAUCUGUACCUUUGGCUUAAUUAUGUAUGUUGUGAGCAAGAAAGCAGGACACGGAUCAGUCUUCAUUAUGUCUUCAUCAGUUUCUGCUGGAUUUCGUUUCUUGGGAAUAUGUCUCCUCGGCAUUUGCUUCGUCGGCGUGAGUCAUAACUACGUGAGAAUAAACCACAACGUCGCCGAUGAAUAUGGACAUGUCACACGCAGUGUCUUAAGAGAUGAUACUCGGGAGUUCUACGGAAAAUCUUUUAAGGGAAUUUCAUUCUCGAGCUACAUUCGAGAUUUUUCCUUAGACUUUGCUGUGCCCAAUGACAAAGCAAAUGUUGACAAAUUCCUCAACACUAAACUGAUAAAGACACCGACAGAAACUGAUAUUCUUUCCCCAAAGCUGACAACAUCCAUUGACAUUAUCAAGGAGGCACAGCGCAUUCAGUUUAAUUUAUUUUCUGAUAUACUAUCUCCCUACAAAUAUGCAAUUCUUUUAGAUAUUGCUGCUUUCGAAAAUAAAGGGGAUCCUGCUAUAACAACUGGGGAAGUGUAUCUCUUAAGACGUCUUGGUAUAAAGAUUGUGUAUUAUUGCAGUACUUACAGGUGUACCAACAAGACACUCGACAGAAUCCAAACCCUGGCAACAAACUACUCCCACAAGGACCUUAUUGUUUUACUCCAUGGUGGUGGGAAUUUGGUGGGAUAUCCUACACAUGAUAUACUUCGUGAUGAUUUUUUCAAACGUUUUUCCAACUUUCAAAUGAUGUUAUUCCCUCAAAGUGUAUUUUUAAAGAAAGAUUUGAAAAAGCAUUUUCUGUUCUGCCAAGAAUUAUACCAGAAGAAAGACAAUUUUACCAUGAUAUUGCGAGACAGACAAUCAUUAGCAUAUGCAGAACGUUACUUUAAAGGUAAACCAAAUCUAAUGAUGGCUCCUGACAUGGCAUUUCAGAUUGGUGCUGUUCCAAGAUUUAUCUCCCCUUCGUUUGACAUUCUAUGGCUAAAACGAGAGGACGUGGAAUCACCUAGAUAUACAUUGCCCCUUAUACCACCUGACAUUACAGUACUGUGUUCAGACUGGAUAAAAUGGUAUACGCCGAAAGGUAAAAAAACGAUGGAAACUGCCGUCUUGAUGGCUAACAAUGGGUUGAUAUUUCUCCAACGUGGCCGCGUUGUCAUCACGGACAGACUACACGGUCAUAUUCUCAGUACCUUAUUGGACAUUCCUCACGUGUUGAUCGACAACGAAUACGCAAAAUUGUCGGCAUACCAUAAUACGUGGACGCGUAGUCUGGCUAACACGGUGGUCGCAGAGAACGCCACCCAUGCCCUUGAACUAGCUGUGCAACUUUUACACAAACAUAAUGACGUUUUGCCCCCAAUUGCUCCAUACAUGAACGUCCCAGGCGAAUAAAAUGGAUGUCAGGUA
Haliotis rubra (blacklip abalone) is the source of this 3479-nucleotide messenger RNA. RefSeq lists its product as uncharacterized. Gene Ontology annotation, molecular function: antiporter activity. The transcript has 4 exons. NCBI's taxonomy places the organism in Eukaryota, Metazoa, Mollusca, Gastropoda, Lepetellida, Haliotidae. Gene Ontology annotation, cellular component: Golgi apparatus. The coding region runs from base 1374 to 3464 and encodes 696 amino acids. The record is from RefSeq and is a predicted model, not a curated record.